Messenger RNA from Hirundo rustica (Barn swallow), 3247 nucleotides. It is a transcript of the gene SLC13A5, whose product is annotated as solute carrier family 13 member 5. The transcript has 15 exons. Gene Ontology annotation, molecular function: succinate transmembrane transporter activity; citrate transmembrane transporter activity; sodium:dicarboxylate symporter activity. The coding region runs from base 241 to 2004 and encodes 587 amino acids. The record is from RefSeq and is a predicted model, not a curated record. Gene Ontology annotation, cellular component: membrane. NCBI's taxonomy places the organism in Eukaryota, Metazoa, Chordata, Aves, Passeriformes, Hirundinidae. Gene Ontology annotation, biological process: monoatomic anion transmembrane transport; citrate transport.
UGAUUGGAGGAAAAAGGAAAAAUGGAGAGCAAUGAAAGUAGUUUUCUCUGAAUGCUGAUAAUAACUCUUUCUACUUAAAUUCUGUGUAAACCUUCCAGUGCAUAACAUUACCAUACAAGACCUCUUCUAGGCAUCUUUUGAAGGCAACAAUCACAUAGAGGCCCCAGGAAUGCAAGUUUUGGCUGAUUCCCCACUUUCUGCUAGACUUUGCACUGGUGUGAAGUUUCCUCUGUGUUGAACAUGGCCCCGACGUGCCUGCGGCCCCUGCUGAGGUACCGCUCCUUCGCCAUCAUCUGCCUCACGCCGCUGCUGCUGCUGCCGCUGCCGCUCGCUGUGUCCACGCGGGAGGCCAGAUGUGCAUAUAUCAUCAUCAUCAUGGCUGUGUACUGGUGCACUGAAGUGAUCCCCCUGGCUGUCACCUCCCUCAUGCCAGUGGUAUUUUUCCCUCUGCUUGGAGUUCAGACUGCUAAAAAGGUGUGCUUACAGUACCUAAAUAACACAAACAUGCUCUUCUUUGGAGGGCUGAUUGUCGCAAUUUCUGUUGAGCAGUGGAAUCUUCACAAAAGGAUUGCACUGAGGGUCCUUCUGAUUCUUGGGGUGAAACCAGCACUCCUCAUGCUGGGAUUUAUGAUAGUCACUGCCUUCCUGUCCAUGUGGAUAAGCAACACAGCCACCACUGCCAUGAUGGUUCCCAUUGUGCAGGCUGUCCUGGAUCAAAUGUACAACACAGAGUAUGAUGUGACCGUGAUGGAACAAGCAACUGGGCAAACAAAUACAGUGAUUGAGCUGGGGGAAAAGAGCACAUCAGAGGCCACUGCAGUGCGUGCUUUAAGCAAUGAACAAGUCCCUGAUGACCCCACAUCUUCUGAGGAAAAGAAAAUGAGGACGCAUAUAUGCAAAGGAAUGACACUUUGUGUAUGCUAUGCUGCCAGCAUUGGAGGAACUGCAACACUUACUGGAACAGGACCAAAUGUGGUACUGAAAGGCCAGAUGAAUCAGUUAUACCCCAACAAUAAUGAUAUUGUGAAUUUUGCUUCCUGGUUUGGAUUUGCAUUCCCAAACAUGAUCCUGAUGUUGGUGCUAGCUUGGCUUUGGUUACAGUGCUCCUUCAUGGGACUCAACUUUAAAAAAAGCUGGGGCUUUGGGACAGAGAGAACUACCAAAGAAAAAGCGGCAUACAAUGUGCUGAAGGCAGAAAUGAAGAAGUUAGGCCCUAUCUCUUAUGCUGAAUCAAAUGUCCUCCUCUUGUUUGUUUUGCUGGUGGUCUUGUGGUUUUCCAGAAACCCAGGCUUUGUAAAAGGCUGGGCCUCCAGGCUCUUCCCAGGAGGAGAAAAGUAUAUCACUGAUUCUGUUCCUGCUGUGUUUAUUGCCCUCUUGCUGUUUAUCCUUCCUGCUCAUAAGCCCAAAUUCAUAGCCUGGAAUCCAAGCAAGUCUGACGCUGAACAGGCUGAAGAAGAUACAAAAAAGCCAUUUUUAUCAGCCUCGCUGCUAGACUGGAAUGUGGUUCAAAGGAAGAUGCCCUGGAGCAUUGUGCUGCUGCUGGGAGGAGGUUUUGCUUUGGCUGAUGCAAGCGCAAACUCUGGGCUCUCAGCUUGGCUGGGUCAUCAAAUGACUCCACUGGGAUCUAUCCCACCAUGGGCCAUUGCAACAGUGAUCUCUCUUAUUAUAGCUGUUGUCACUGAAUGCACCAGUAACGUGGCCACAGUUACUCUCUUCCUGCCUGUCUUUUCAUCCAUGGCUACGUCUGUCAAGAUCCACCCUUUGUAUGUUAUGCUGCCUGGUACUCUCAGUGCUUCAUUUGCCUUUAUGCUACCUGUUGCAACACCACCAAAUGCAAUAGUGUUUUCUUAUGGCCAUGUCCGUGUUUUGGAUAUGGUUAAAACUGGAAUAGUGAUGAACAUCAUUGGAGUCUGCUGUGUCACACUGGCCAUCAACACAUGGGGAAGACCUAUGUUUGGGCUGGACACAUUCCCAACCUGGGCAAACACCACAACAAAACAGUGAGCUGUGAAGAAUUCGUGUGUUAAGCAACUCACUUGAAUGGUGUUUGGCAUCUGCAGAUGAAGUGGUUCCACCAUGACUGUUACUGGCUGCUUCUGAAGUGCACAUUACCUGACAGUUUCUUGACCUCAAAAAAGAGAGCUUAGUGAAGAGUUAAGUCUUUAAUUAAAUACGUUCUGACAAUUGUUUUAGUCACUGAAAGCUAUGAUCUUGUUUAUAUUGAAUUACAAUUAUAGCAUUGGAGUAAAAAAAUUGCAGACUUUGUGCUGGCUUGUUAUAAAUAUAACAUAAUGCAUACUCUGCUCUCUGUUAUUUAACCAUAUUUUAAGCAGGAUGCUUUCCAGUCUACAGGAGCUGUCUUGCAUUCUGUGGGUAAAAAUCCUGUCAGAUGUUGUCCAUGUUAAUAUCGGUUUGCAUUCUGUUCCAAAGCAGUGGGUAAAUGGGUGAACAAGAGGGGAUGUCUUGGGUUUCAUGCACUUCUCUGUUUGAUCUCACUUGAUCAGCUUUCAGUGAUGAAAUUGCUGGACCUUUUUUUCUCACUGGUGCAAAUGGACUGCACUGUGGUGGCACAGAGGAAUCUUUUGCAACAUUUCACUUCCUUAGUGUUUAACUUCAAGGUUCAACAGCAUGCCAGACAAGACUUUAUUUUCUCUUGUGUCUCAUAAAACCUUGGUGUCUUCAGGUCCCAGAAGUGGCUACAAUUAAGAGCUGUGCCUCUAUGCCAGUUCUGAUGAGUUAAGAUAAACUUACUGUCCUAAACCAUCACAUUUCUGGGCAGGCAACAGCAAUGAUAGCAGUCUAGUCUCUAUGAAAGGAGAAACAGACAGCAAUGUCAUCCUGGUUCUAUGACAAUAAGACAAAUUCCUGGCUCACAUUUAUAUUAACACAUAUCCCGCAACUUUGGCUCACCUGACAUUUAAAAACAAAACAAAACAAAUCAGACUUCUCUUAGAGAACAUUCUCAGUUAGUAUAUUAAAAUCCCAAUUUUCAAUUUUGUUCCUAGUUUUGAUGGACAAGAAUUGAGACGUUUGACUUAACUGUAGCAAACCUACAUAGUAAUUUAUUUUUCUGACCAAUUCUUUUUUAGGAUUCUCUCCUCUGAAGUUACUCUUGGGAGAGAAAUCCUGCUCUAGAAUAGCAACACAGACACAUGGGAUCUAUUUGAUCUCUUCUUUUAGACCAAAGUCUGUGUUUACUGGGGAGUGACUUGUUAUGUUUUGAUAUAGUAAUAGUAGUAUUCCACAA